Suillus discolor is the source of this 2553-nucleotide messenger RNA. RefSeq lists its product as uncharacterized. The record is from RefSeq and is a predicted model, not a curated record. The coding region runs from base 1 to 2553 and encodes 850 amino acids. The transcript has 7 exons. NCBI's taxonomy places the organism in Eukaryota, Fungi, Basidiomycota, Agaricomycetes, Boletales, Suillaceae.
AUGGGUAUGGAAAUUCAUUUGGGGCAUCAGGGAAAGCCUUGUCCAGUACUUGGGGAAAUCCACGAAUGGGAGGACACCGACGAGCCAAUACAUCAACCAGAAGAGGACCUCCCUACCAUACUCGAACUUCCAUUCUUGAACGGCAAGCAAUGCAUAACCAUUGUUGACAAGUCCGGAGUACAUUCGCUCAUGAUACGGUUUUGUCGAUGUCUGAAUGCUUGCACCGCCGACAAGCAAUUAUUUGAGUUAGGCAUGUUUCUGGCAUCCUUCACCUGGCUGAAGACUGCAUUUACCUUUCCAGUGCUGGAUGGUUUCGCCUUGGACAACUUGGAAUGCGGAACUUUGGCAAUGAAUUAUUACAACAAGUUGAGAAGAAUGACAUCAAGUAUAUUUCCGCAACUAGUCCCUGACCGUUACAGAGAAUUGAUGAGGGUAGCACGGCAAUGGCGACAGCUGAAGCUGCUCAAAUGGAAUGGGUUUGGUUAUGAGAGAAGAAGGCCGACAUCCGGUGAACUCACUCUCUUUUGCCCGGCUUGCCCUCAGCCCGGCAUGAAUGCCCCACUACCGGCCAAUAGGAAUCCCGAUGAUCCCAGUUGGGUUUAUGCCCGAUCACUGGUCAUGGACGGCAACUUCAAAGCAGAGCACCUUCAUCCCACUCACCCAGAAGACGAAGUCUGGUUGACGGAUGGACAGUGCUUCAUGGUUUCCAAAGACCAAUAUAAGGCUCAUCUAGCCAUUGCCAAAGAUGUUGUUCAACCGUCUGAGUGCAACAAUCACCGAGCUGUGAACCAGGCCAAUGCGUCCCGACACAAACUAGAAGCUACCGGGAUAGGCGGGUGUGCGUGUGCCCGCCACGGCUGUUUUGUACCUCAUUCGGUUGUGGAUUUUCAAAAGGGCGAACGGCAAAUGAAUAUGGACUACGCCCUAUGUAACACGUUAAGCCACCGCACAGAUGGGCUCAGUCAAGCUUUGACAUUUUAUGACAUUAAUUGUCAGUAUAACAAGCACUUCUGGCGUUGGGUGACCGAGAGCCUCUAUUUGAGCCUCCCUUCUGGUAUGGAGAUCAUACCGGGAAUUGGCCUCUGGCAUGUUCAUGGACACCAAGACAAAUGCUAUGUUCAGUACGCAUCAACGUUUAUCACCGGGGCCGCUAGGAUCGAUGGAGAAAUCAUGGAGACGUUGUGGGCGCCUCUGAAUAUCAUAUCUCCCGCCGUGAGAGGGAUGUCGACUCCCCAUCGGCAAGAGUGUCUUGAUUACCAGAUGAAUGACUCUAAUUUUAUGAAGAUGAUUUGCAUGAGCAGUUUUCUUUGCCGGAAAUAUAAGGAAGCUAUUAAGGGUGUCGCAGAAAGUGCCUCUGCUUUUGACAAGCUCAAUGAAACCGCCGAUCCUAUCAUGGUUGCAACAUGGGAAGCACAGGACCGAUAUGCACAUUCAUGUCGAGUCGCCGAUCCAUCGGCGAUGGAUGUAUUUGAAGUUCAGUUAAAGAGGGCACCAACUCGGAAGCAGCAGGAGCUAGCUUUGCUGUCCUCCCGGGUCAGGCCGAUUGGGCAGGAAUCUGCAAUGAGGAGGCUCGGCAGACACCCCACGGAGACCCAAACCUUGGAUAUCUGCAGACACCGGACAAAAUUGCAAAGUCGGAUAGAUGAAUUUACGAUGGUGGCGGCGACUCAUCUCGGCGAGGGCUUUGACAUUGAUGAUGAAAUCAGAGAUCUCCACUUGGACUUCAUGGAUGAUGAUUCAGAAGAUGAAGGAAUUAAUGGCAGUGAUACAGAAUCUGAACCCGAAGCACAUGGACGUCGGCUGCGGGAUCUCUUCUACCCCGAGAAGACCGUGAUACCUCUGCCAUCUAAUUUCGGCGUAGCACGCUGUGCGGAGCUGGGAGUUGAACACCUCAUUGGUCAGGAAAUUGCACUUCGGGAAGGUCAGGCCAAUGAUGCCUUGCAAGCGAUCAGAAUGCAUCUAGCGGAUAAGGCUGUGCUCUUUCGUACUGCUGUGCAUCCGGCGAAAUCACAAGCCAAGUCAACGAGGGCAUGGACGCAGGUUCAUUCGGUUGAAAGGGUCAUCCGACUCAACACAAUGAUUUAUAUGAAAUGUCGGGCACAACUCGGAAACCUGGAAGCUCAUGGCCUGCUUAAUAAGUACCUCCGGAUGGAAAAGAGCCAUCUCAAAACCACUGCUGCCAUGGCGGACCCGAAUGCCCGGGGGCAGCGAAAUGCAACUCUCCUGUGGUUCUGGUCGCUAGACAUACAAGGCGAUUCUGUCAGCAGCGAUUGGAUGAAUGAAUUUUACAGGGUUUGUUGGCUUCGCAUGAAAGCAUUACGCGACCAAUGGGCGGAAGAACUCAUACUCGUUGAACAUGAAAUGGGUUGGACUCUGGAGUUUUUCCUCUUCAAAGCAAGCACGUGGUUGACAAGGCUCACAUUGAAUGGCGAGGCACAAAUGAAGGGACACAAGUGUUAUGCGAUUCGGCAGGCCCAUAUGUACCAAGAACUUGCCAAACACGCACAGGCUGGCUUUAUAAAGACAAAUCCAACCUUCCGGCCAAUUCCUUAA